Messenger RNA from Calypte anna (Anna's hummingbird), 4618 nucleotides. It is a transcript of the gene RUBCN, whose product is annotated as rubicon autophagy regulator. Gene Ontology annotation, biological process: negative regulation of endocytosis; negative regulation of autophagosome maturation. The record is from RefSeq and is a predicted model, not a curated record. The transcript is spliced from 22 exons. Gene Ontology annotation, molecular function: phosphatidylinositol phosphate binding. Lineage: Eukaryota; Metazoa; Chordata; Aves; Apodiformes; Trochilidae. The coding region runs from base 23 to 3118 and encodes 1031 amino acids. Gene Ontology annotation, cellular component: early endosome; late endosome.
GGCGGGGCCGCGCGCACCCGGGAUGGAGGUCGGGCCACGCGAAGGGCGCGCGGAGAGCAGAAAGGAGCAUUGGAAGCUGCUAGGCAACCUGAAAACCACAGUGGAAGGUUUGGUGUCCACCAGCAACCCAAAUGUCUGGUCCAAGUAUGGCGGCUUGGAAAGACUCUGCAGAGACAUGCACAGCAUCCUCUACCACGGGCUCAUCCAUGACAAGGUGUGCUGCAGACAGAAGGAUUACUGGCAGUUUGUGAAGGACAUUCGCUGGCUGAGUCCUGGCUCUGCUCAUCACCUGGAGAAGUUCAUCAGCCUGCAGGAGAGCGCCCAGCCCAGCCCAGAGGAUGGUGGGGACCAAGCUAUUGCUCAGCUGUGGCUGCAGCACAGCCUGCAGUGCCACUGCCUGUCUGCUCAGCUGAGGCCACUCCUGGGGAACCGGCAGUACAUCAGGAAGUUCUACGCAGACUCUGCCUUCCUGCUCAGUGACGCCCACGUCACGGCCAUGCUGCAGUGCCUGGAGGCUGUUGAGCAGAACAACCCCAGGCUUCUGGCUCAGAUCGACACCUCCAUGCUGGCGGGCACGUCACUGCCAUCUCUGUGCUCAUCGGGUCCUUCUGCUGGGACAAGAGAGAUGUGUGACUAUGAUGCUGAAGGACAUGAGAGCCGUCUGCCUGGGGCACUGGGCUGCCUGGAUCAUUUCACUGAGAGCCUGCUUACCAGGAAGAGUGACAGUCUGCCUCCAGUGACCAAGAGCCAGAGCCUGACUGCCCUUCCUUCACCCCCAUGCAUCCCCGCUGCAGGUUGCCCGCAGCAGCGCUGCUUUGGGUCCUUCUCCAGCCUCCACCAUCCAGCCUCCUCUGGCUUCUCAGACAGGAGACCAGCAAGCUCUUCUGUCAGCUCCAGCACCAGCCAGCCACAGGAGUGCUGUCCAUCCACCCGCUCCUCCUCCUUCAGCGAGGGCAGGUCCCCUCUGGAGCAGCCUGGCUCUGUCACUCACUUUCACGUCCCCUCACCCAAAGACUCCUUCUCUCCAGCCAGCGAGAUGAGCUCCAGCACCACCAGCCAGAGCGAGGACACUUGGACAGGGAGCCAGGAUGAUCCUCAGAGUGAUGCUAACGAUGGGCCCGAGUACCUGGCCAUUGGGAACUUGGGGCGCCGUGGCCGGGCAUGCAGCAGUGCCAGCACCAACAGCACCAAGAGCAGUAGCUCCAAACUCUUCUCCUCCAGCAGCUCCCAGAAGCUGGACUCGGUCUCAUCCCUGGGGGAGCAAGGGGCAAGUGGAGGUGGAAGCAGGGGCUUGAGCCUGUUGCGCCGGUCAAGCUUCUCAGAGGGACAGUCGUCAGCUCCACAGGGCAUCCUCAAGAAGAGCCACGUGCGCUCGCAUUCUGACACCAAUGUGACUUCGGGGAAGAUACAUGAGUCCCAUGGUGACUUGGGCGGGGGACGAGGGCUGGUGUCUGCUUCCGCCCGGAGCAGUGAACUGAGCACACCCAGCUCCCUCUACAUGGAGUAUGACUCUGGCCAGUACUUGAGCUCGGGGGAAGGGAUGUUCAGAAGACCCUCAGAAGGGCAGUCCCUCAUCAGCUACCUCUCUGAGCAGGACUUUGGCAGCUGUGCAGACCUGGAGAAGGAGAACGCACACUUCAGCAUCUCAGAGUCCCUGAUUGCUGCCAUUGAGCUGAUGAAAUGCAACAUGAUGAGCCGGCAGCUGGAGGAGGAGGAGGAAGACAGUGACAAGGAGAUCCAGGAGCUUAAACAAAAGAUUCGUAUUCGGCGCCAGCAGAUCCGCACUCGACACCUGUUCCCUACCUGCCAGGAGAUGGGCUCAGACAGUCUUAUGGCGACAGACAGUGGGUCCCAGUUCAGCUCUCAUGGCUCCAUGCGGCUCUCUGACUCUGGCUCUGCAGAGGAUGUGGAAGAGUACGAGAUCCGAGAUGGUAACGAUGGAUCUAACCUGAUUCAAAUGUCCAAGAACGGCCUCUCAGUGUCAAUGGCUUCCCUGUUCUCAGAUGCAGACAUCAAGAGGAACCCAGACUCCAGCAGGAAGUCCUUUCUGUCCUCGGAGUCCAUAUCUCACUCCUUCCUCAAUUCCAACUCAGCAGAGGCCGUGGCCAUGGGCUUGCUGAAGCAGUUUGAGGGCAUGCAGCUCCCAGCUGCAUCUGAAUUGGAGUGGCUGGUCCCUGAGCACGAUGCCCCACAGAAGCUCCUACCCAUCCCUGACUCUCUGCCCAUCUCUCCUGAUGAUGGACAACACGCUGACAUCUACAAGCUGAGGAUUCGGGUGCGUGGAAACCUGGAGUGGGCCCCACCACGACCACAGAUCAUCUUCAAUGUUCACCCAGCUCCAAAGAGGAAAGUGGCCAUGGCCAAGCAGAAUUAUCGGUGUGCAGGCUGUGGCAUCCGGACUGAUCCUGAUUACAUCAAGCGGCUGCGGUACUGUGAGUACCUGGGGAAGUAUUUCUGCCAGUGCUGCCACGAGAACGCCCAGACUGUCAUCCCCAGCCGCAUCCUGCGCAAGUGGGACUUCAGCAAGUACUGUGUGAGCAACUUCUCCAAAGACCUGCUGAGCAAGAUCUGGAGUGACCCACUCUUCAAUGUGCAGGAUAUCAAUCCUGCCCUCUACAGAAAAGUGAAGUCUCUCAACCAAGUGUGGCUACUGCGAAUCCAGCUUUUCCACAUGAAGAACAUGUUUAAGACAUGCCGGCUGGCUAAAGACCUCCUAGACUCCUUCGAUGCAGUGCCUGGCCACUUGACAGAGGAUUUGCAUCUCUACUCACUUAGCGACCUCAAUGCCACAAAGAAAGGGGACCUGGUGCCUCGUUUGACAGAGCUGCUGAAGGCAGGCAGCCUGCACGUUGAGAAGUGCAUGCUGUGCCAAGCCAAAGGCUUCAUCUGUGAGUUCUGCCAGAAUGAAGGUGACAUCAUCUUCCCCUUUGAGCUCAACAAGUGCAAGAUGUGUGAAGAGUGCAAAGCCUGCUACCACAAAUCCUGCUUCAAAUCCCCCUGUCCCCGCUGUGAGCGGCUGCAGGCCCGGAGAGAGCUGCUGGCCAAGCAGAGCAUGGAGUCCUACGUCUCAGACUAUGAAGAUGAGCUGGAGCAGCCAGAGGUGGUGGCAGCCACAUGAGCAUGCUGCAGCAGAGGAGCAGAUUGUGGAUUUAUUUACAUGGGUGGCCUUCAUCACCAGAGACUGAGCUGUGCAGACUGGAGAUGAGGACUAUCAGGAACGCUCUCUCAAGGGAUCUGUUGUGGUCAUGCUGGGCUAGGGAAGGGGUAUCUUCCAUCUUCCAGGUCUGGUCCAGGUACAUCCCCAAUGCCCUGCUCCUUGGCAGGGUCCCUUGGGGCAUAAGCACUUUCUGCUCAUCACUUGUUUACUAGGAAGCUCUGGCCACAUCUGCUCCUUGGAGAGGGGGAUCAGCUCUCUGAAUCCUUGGAUCCCCUGUCCUGCUUCUGGGGGUUGUAUGCAUGGAGGGAGGAGGGUGGGGUGGUUGUACAUUUAACAGCUCCCUUUCUCAGAUCUGUCUUAGGGCACUGCCAGAGAGCAGUUGUCCAGGAGCAGAGGGAGUGACAGUGGUGAAAAUGCCAGAUUUCUGCUUUACCUCUCCAUGUUCUCUGCCCUGAGCUGCCUUCCCUGGCCACUGCCCACAGCCAGUGCUGCAGGGGGGCAUUGCCCCCAGAGCAGCCACACAAGGGCACUGGUGUUGAUGGGCUUUCAGCAGAGGCAAUUCACCAUAGCUGGAGGAUGCAGUUAGCAAGACUUCCAACCACUCUUCUUCUUCAUGCUUCUGUCCUCCUGGGAGAACAUGUCCUCCUCUAAGGGUGACAUGGGACAUCACUCUGGUGACACCAGGACCUGCCUUGCAUGCAGCUGCCUUCUGCCUGAGACUUCUUGGGGUGCAGGUGAAGGCUCAGCCCACCAGCCACAUCCCCUGAGUCUCUGUCUCAGUUUGUUCCUCUAGGUUGGCUUUUUGGUUUUUUUAAUCUGCUGGAUACGGUUUUAUUUUUUUAACGUGGUUGUUUGUGUUUUUAACUGUGUGUUAUCCCCCAAAGAGGUGCUGCUUGAAAUGCCUCUUGAAGGGACAUGCAAUCUGCUUGGGACGCACCAGUAUAAAACCUCGAGGGCUGUCUUGCUUUUGGUUCCUCACCCCUGGAUGGGACUGGAAUUUGUCUGGUGUCCCCUCUCCCAGCAGAUCUCCUGCUCUCCUUGGGAGAAGGGUUCUUGAGCCAGGCAAAGCCUCAAGGCCAGGCUACAGUUCAGUGGGGUGGCUGGGCAGCCUGCUUGCAAUGGGGGAUGCACAGGGGAGAGGGAUUUGGCACUGGGGUGCUGCAAAGGGUUCAGCCCUUGAUGAUGCAGAGCUGUCUGCCACAACUGAUGGUUGUGUGGGGUUGGAUCCUGUGAUAGAAGGUAAGCUUCAUGCUCUGGGGCUCAUGGUCAGUUGAGAUUCCUCUGCAUCAAGGGGAUGCUUCAGCUCAUGGCACAGGUGAGCAUCCAGCACCACCUCAUUAUGGGUGGGGUGUGGGGUGUUUGGAAGGACAGUGUGGCCUGUGUAUGUGUGAGAAGGGAGUUGAGGGACCAGGGAGCAAUGCACUGGCAGAAGGCAUCUAGGGAAAAUGGCUCUUGCAGCAU